This is a messenger RNA of Lizanozyma spartinae, 1173 nucleotides long. Its product is annotated as putative cystathionine beta-lyase. Gene Ontology annotation, biological process: transsulfuration. The record is from RefSeq and is a predicted model, not a curated record. NCBI's taxonomy places the organism in Eukaryota, Fungi, Ascomycota, Pichiomycetes, Serinales, Debaryomycetaceae. Bases 1 to 1173 code for a protein of 390 amino acids. Gene Ontology annotation, molecular function: pyridoxal phosphate binding; carbon-sulfur lyase activity. Gene Ontology annotation, cellular component: cytoplasm. The transcript has a single exon.
AUGACUGGAAUUUCCACCAACUUGAUCCACGGAGGCGACAAAUACGCCCGAGUUCAUGACGUGGCUCCUCCAAUCAACAUUCUGACAACGUUUUCUUAUCCACUGGACUCUUCAAAGCUCGUUAAGGCUUCUGAUGCAGGUGAUUUCAACGUAGAUGAAAUUGUUUACUCCAGAUUAUCUCAUCCUAAUGGCCUUAUGGCGGAGGCUGCUAUUUCAACCUUAACUGGUGGUAAUGUUGUCCUUUAUGCUUCUGGACUUGCGGCCUUUUUGGCAUUGAUUACCCAUGUAAAUCCCAAACGGUUGGCCAUUGGAAAAGCUUAUCAUGGAGUUCAUGGAAUCUCUAAAAUCUGGGAAAGAAAUCAUGGGUUGGAGAUUUUGGAUUUAUAUGACUCUGCCUCCAUUGAUAAAUUGCAACCUGGUGAUUUGGUUCAUUUGGAAACUCCUUUAAAUCCAACUGGAGAGCAUUAUGAUAUUCAAUACUAUACUGAUUUGGCUCACUCUAAAGGUGCCGUCAUUCUGAUCGACUCGACCUUCAGCCCUCCACCAUUACAAGACCCUUUCGUUUUUGGUGUAGACUUUGUGAUGCACAGUGCAACCAAAUACUUUGGUGGUCACAGUGAUUUGCUUGCUGGUAUGUUGAUCACCAAAGAUACUAAUGUUUAUCAAAAAUUAGUAGAAGAUAGAGUCUAUUUGGGAAGCAAUAUAGCAAAUUUGGAAUCUUCUCUUUUGCUUCGGUCCUUGAAGACUUUUGAGUUGAGAGUAUUGAAACAAAGUGAAAAUGCUUCCAAAAUAGUUGCCUUCUUGGAUUCCAACCGCGAUAAGUUCAAGGUAUUGAUCAAGAUUUACCAUGGAUCUUUACAAAAGGAACCAUUUGUAACCAAACAAGCCAUAAAUGGCUACCAUUCUCCUGUGUUUUCCAUUGACUUGAAGGAUGAAGAGACCGCAAAACUGUUUCCAUCCAAGUUGAAAUAUUUCCACCAUGCCACAUCGCUUGGUGGAGUUGAAAGUUUGAUUGAAUGGCGUGCAUUGAGUGAUGAACAUGCUGCUCCUACUUUAUUACGUGUGAGUGUGGGUGUUGAGAAUGUUGACGAUUUAAUUGCUGAUAUUGAACAGGCCUUGUUGGCGGCUGAAGUUGAGACGAUUAAUGGCAAGUUGAACCUGGUCGGUGUUUAG